AUGUACUCGGCCCCCUAUGGCUACCCAAAUGCUUCGGGUGGCCCAUCCUUUAACGGCGCCCCACCCCCUCAGAAUCCGCACAUGCAGCCUGGUCCAUCCCCGAACCAGACCCAGCAGAUGAUGUAUAACACGCAGCAGUUCCCCAUGGGCGGACCCCAGGGCCCUCACUUCCCUGGCGCUCCGAAUCCAGCCAUGAUGGGAGGUGCUGGCCUGGGAGGAGUCAUGCCGAGUACCGCCAUGCAUCCUAUGGCGGCUGCCAAUGGUCAGAUGGCAUACCAGACGCCAUACUCAGGCUCGCCAUACGGGCCUGCGAUCCCGUCCUCGGCGCCGCCUCAGCCGCAGCUCCCCGCAAACUACAUGAUGUCCAACUCAAUAGGACAAUUCCAGAUGAACCAGAUGAUGCCCCAGCAGCAGCAGCAGCAGCAGCAUCAGCAGCAUCAGCAGCAGCAACAGCAACGGCUACAACAAAAUGAGCAACAACAGAAUCAGCAACAUCAGCAACACCAGCAGCAAAUUAUGCAGCGUAUCCAAAACCAACAGAACAUGUCCAUCUCGACUCCUCAACGCCCCUUCAACACAGGACAAGGUACCCCGAAUAGCUCAAUGCCCCCCCAACAGCCAGGACAAAUUUCUACCCCACAAGGCCACAGUACACCCCAAAGUCAGACUCCAACCACGGCUCAGCCGAUGAGCGCCUCCGGAGCAACCCCACAGACACCUACGUUUCCAUCUACAGGGCAGCAGGUGCAACUGAACGGCACAUCUGGGGCCAUGACUCCGCAGAGUCCUGGCACAGAGUCAAGGGAUAAGGAGAGAUUCUCAGUCCUCUUGGAAAUUAACCAGGAGCUUCUAUACGAAUCAGUAUCGUUGGUCAAUCAUCGAGCUGAGCUGAAGAAAGAGCAGGCAGCCGGGGAGGUUGGUGAGGUAAAAAAUGGCGAAGUAGACUAUGUGGAGGAGGAAAGGCUGUCAACACAGGACUAUGCGCAGUGUAUGCGCAGGUUACAGGCAAAUCUGACGUAUUUGGCCGCGCUAGCCGACCGCAAACCAUCGGUGCAGGUCCCGCCUUGCCCCGCCUACCUAAUGCCCCCUCCAUUGAAUCUUAACAUCAGGCUCCGUGUACCUCAAAGCACACCGGACGACUCUACCGAGCCGUCAAUCAACCCGAGCGUGGAUCGACCGGAUAGAGACAAGCUCAUGAAGGACUUGUACAGGAAACUCCAAGCCCUGUUCCCCGGCAUUGAUCCGAGGAAGGAGCCUGCUGCCCAAAUGCCCAACACCAGGGCCCCACCAGGACAGCACCCAAGCCAAAUGGCAAUGAAGGCGCCGAACGGCCAAAUUCCAGGACCUAAUGGCAGCCCUGGUCCUGGCGCGCAGGCUCAGAGGACUCCCCAGAUGACAAAUUCCGCCGCACCGAUGCUGCAGUCCUAG
Lasiosphaeria miniovina is the source of this 1428-nucleotide messenger RNA. RefSeq lists its product as uncharacterized. The record is from RefSeq and is a predicted model, not a curated record. NCBI's taxonomy places the organism in Eukaryota, Fungi, Ascomycota, Sordariomycetes, Sordariales, Lasiosphaeriaceae. The transcript is spliced from 3 exons. The coding region runs from base 1 to 1428 and encodes 475 amino acids.